This is a messenger RNA of Ruditapes philippinarum (Manila clam), 17994 nucleotides long. Its product is annotated as anion exchange protein 2-like. The record is from RefSeq and is a predicted model, not a curated record. NCBI's taxonomy places the organism in Eukaryota, Metazoa, Mollusca, Bivalvia, Venerida, Veneridae. The coding region runs from base 1086 to 5984 and encodes 1632 amino acids. Gene Ontology annotation, molecular function: solute:inorganic anion antiporter activity; monoatomic anion transmembrane transporter activity. Gene Ontology annotation, biological process: transmembrane transport; monoatomic anion transport; bicarbonate transport. Gene Ontology annotation, cellular component: plasma membrane. The transcript has 32 exons.
UAAAGUUUCAGAGAUUUCUUGAUGUAUAUGUCAUAUUUUAGGGUAUGAAAAUUAAAAAAAAAUUAUUAUUAACAUUGAAGGAGAAUAAUUUUGCAUAAAUUUAAGUGUGCCUUGACAAAAUUGUGGAAAUUUAAACACGAAUCAGUGUUUAAAAGAUAUUUACUGUUGACUGGACUCAAUGCAUACCCAUCCAUUUUGCGAUCUUAAUUAUUUCGUCCCAGGAACCAGUCUAACGUAGUGUCGUCAUGGAGCUUGGAUAGCAACUGUCGACAGCAUCGUACAUUCUCAGCAGUCGGAGAUAUUGUGUUUGAUUACAUCUUCAGUUUUUUUCUAGACAUCUUUCAUUUGUUACAUAAUCUUCGGACAGGAAAAGAAAUCAUCAGUUUAAUCAACAUCUCCCAGACCGACGUAAUCAAAAGCCAAACAGCUAUACUUCGGAUUUAAAAACACAAGGACACUUGACAAGAUAACUUCAGGAAAGUAGAAAAAAAAGAAGCCAAAGAAAGAAAAAAGGAGCAAAAGCAGUUAAUAACAGGUGGUCUGGUGAAAGCUCUCAAAAUUGAAAAUCAAUUUUCUUAGAUUUGAAAUUCGGAUUCUACGAUAUUUAUAAAUAAAUAGGAGUUGAAGACUUAUCAAAAAUAGGUGUGAAGAAACAAAUUCGUAAACAAAGACUUGUUAUCUUAAUAGAAUUUCCCAUUAAGAUCAUGGAAAACAAAAACUCACGAAGCAUGUAAAGUGAAGAAUAAAUGCAAAUUUUGCAGAAUUUUGCUGAAUUUUUACUUGUUUAAUAAAAAGCAACACCAACAAAAACUGUAUUGUUAAUAUACAGUAAAGCAGUGCAAAGAGAGAGAAAAAAAGAAAGUAUAAAAAUAUUUAGAUACUGUUUCUGAGGCUUUGUAGGAUAAAAGAUUAUCCCAGUUUAUAAGCAAGUGUCAAAGAAGUUGUUGGUAUUUCUUGUAUGAGAAGAAAGACGAUCGUGGUUUCUGGUAUUCCGACAGAACUGAUUCAAGGUCAAGGACAAGAAAAGAGCAAGCAGAAUUGAAGAGUUUAGGCAAGAGAAAAAUAUAGAAAUCUGGUAACUGAUAAUGUCCUAUCACAGAAAAAGUGAUUUUGGAGUAAUUGAACAAGAUGUCGACAAUAACUUUGGUCCAACCGCUACUUUUGACCUUGAUGAUUAUCCUGAUGAAGGGCUUAGCAGACAACGGAGUCGAGACUCCGAGAGUUCCAUCUCCUCAACGGGCUCGCGUUCGGUGCGUAGUGCGAGUAUCGCCGUGGCGUCACAACCAACGGCAUCAGGACUGUCGUUCAUCCUGGACAUGGAGAAAGAGGAAGCCAUUGAUUACUCGAACAGUCUACACGAUGAUAUUGAGAAACUGUUUGAUAAAACACCGGAGCUGACAAUUAGUGACUUGAUAUCAAGUAGUAAUGCUGAAUGUUUGCCGUCAGAACGUGGACUGGUACCCGAGCUUACAGUGCACUCGGCUAGUGACCGGGUACUGGAGGAGUAUGAUAUAUCAAGUCAUCGACGAUCUUCUUUCCCGCAUAUUCAUGUCCCGCUAAAAUCAUUACACAGUCACUCUGUAAAAAACUUUGCUACGUACAUGAACGACGAAGUUCAAAAAGAGAAACAGAAGAAAAAAAGAAGGAAGAAAAAGGAGAAAAGUAAACAUCCAAAAAAGAAAUCCAAGUCUAUUAUUUUCCCAUCAAAGUCAGCACUUUUGUCACCAUCCAUUCCAGAAGUGGAGAAAGAAGAGUAUUCGGCAUAUUCCUCUGAGUCCGGUAAUUCAAGUUCUGGUGAUGAGGACGAUGAUGUGUUAGACAGUCAGAAAAAUUCAGCCAAUCAUGCAGUUCACAGCGAGGAAAAUGUUGACGAAACAACCAAGCUUCUGAUCGAUCUAGAGGAAAGCGAUCAUGAUAUCAUAGAUGGACGACCGCUGUCAGUGGUGUUGCACAUAGACGAACCAGUAAAAACACCAGAUGUUGAGAAUAAUUUGAAAGUUCCGUGGACAAUUGGUGAAGAAACCAAGUCUUCAGCAGGCAGUUUUAAACCAGGAUUGUUUUAUAUAGGCGAAUCUGACUCAGUAGACCAUGUGGAAGGCUCAGAUCUCCAGGAUAAAGUCCCAGUGUCUGCGGCUACGUCAGAGAGCGAUUUGAGUUUCGCGUCCAGACCUAUACCGGUCACAACCGCCCAGGGUAUACAGAAUCUUCCUGCAAGUGCUCCCGUAGUUGUGGUCCUGAAUGAUGAUGACAAACCGAUGGUUUCUACAUCUAUAAGAGAGGCUACCAGAGAUACACCUAUCCAUGUGCUUGAUAGAGGCACUGAGGACCCAUCAAGAGUAAAGUUUUUGUUAGGAGACACUGAAUCUGAAGAGGCUGAUUUACACAGGAAGGGAAAGUUCCGAGACAGUGAUGACGACGAUGAUGAUGACGAUGAUGACAGUAGCGACAGUGAUGACACGGAGAGGGGAUCUGUUAACAGCGAGGACACGCAAGAGAGAAGUGAUAAUGAAAAUGUCUGGCAGCUGGCUGAGGAAACCAAAAUUCAUAAAAGAUCACACUCGGAAAAAUCUAGACACAAGCAUAAGAAGCAUCACCACCAUCAUCGUGAGAAUUACGGCACCGAGGAUUUAUUACGACGACGACAAAGAGGAAGUGAGGUACAUAUUGCAGACGCUCUCAAACGUGUUCCCACGGAAACGGAGGAAGCCAUCACGCUUCAAUCUGCAGAUCUCGAUGAGAUGGCUAGUCACAGAAUGGAAAAUCUCCAGGGUUACCACAAACAUAAGAUCGGACGUAAGAAGAAGCACAAGACCCUUUCUUCUGUGAUAUAUGUGGGCAAGUCAGACAAGUCAAAACGGAAAUAUUUCAAGCCGGAGGUCAAGAAGUACGAUCACACUCCUCAUGAGGUGUUUGUUGAAUUGGAUGAGUUGAACGUAGUUGACGAUCAUGAGGUAGAAUGGAGGGAGAAAGCUCGUUGGAUCAAGUUUGAGGAAGACGUUGAAGAAGGAGCGGAGAGAUGGGGCAAGCCUCAUGUAGCCUCGCUUUCAUUUCACAGUCUACUUGAGCUCAGAAAAGGCUUGGAACAAGGAUCAUUAAUAUUAGAUCUCGAGGCCCCAGAUUUGAUCACUAUAGCUCACCGUGUUGUUGACAACAUGGUGAUUAGGGAUCAAAUCUCAGCUGAUGUCAAAGGUCAUGUGAUGCGGACACUUCUUACAAAGCACAAAUUUGUCGGAUCGGACAACAUAAAGUCACUGAUACGUCGCAACAUAUCAUCCAUGGACCUCGCACGUUUAGAAGAGAGACAUCAGCGUGAGCAGUCGUCGUUAAUGAAGACGUUUUCCCAGGCGAGCUUCGCCCAGGUUGCCUCGGCAACAAAUAUACCCGCGCUGUCUCACAACAGCCACACAACGAACAACCGAAAUUCGUUACCAUCAAACGGGAGUUAUUCUCGAUCGCUCUCGGUGCCCAACGAGACCGGCAGUAAUCAUCGAAUAAGCAACCAUCGGCUCAGUGAAAGCAGUCAACAUGCAGCGAAGAAAGACAAGAAGAAGAAAACUCAACAAAGUGUUGGCGAGCCCGGAAAACUUGAAUUGGUGAAAAUGGAUAUUGAUAAUAACAUGAAGGUAGAAGAUGGUGUUCAUAUCGGGCUCAUACCAAAGGACGCAUACAAAGAAGAUCCCAAGGACACGAAAUCGGACCAGAAGAUGAGUUUAAUGAGGAGAAUUCCACGUGAUGCCGAGGCCUGUACUGUACUCGUUGGUUGUGUUGAUUACCUUGAGAAACCAGCUAUGGCGUUUGUGAGAUUGGCUGAAAAACAGGUUUUAGACAACUUGACCGAGGUACCGUUACCAGUGAGAUUUGUGUUUAUAUUACUGGGACCUGAGGACUCUAGCAUGGAUUAUCAUGAAGUUGGUCGUUCUAUAUCUACUCUGAUGUCUAACCAGCACUUCCAUGACAUCGCAUACAAAGCAGAGUCCAGGUCAGAGAUUUUACAUGCCAUUAACGAGUUCUUAAAUGAAUCAAUAGUGCUGCCCCCUGGUGACUGGGACCAGAAGACAUUACUGCCGGUGAUGGAUAUGGCAAGAAAAAGGGCCAAAAUACGUAGAAAAAAGCAGAAAAAGAAAGAAGAGUUAGAAGCUCUGAUAAAGAAAGAGGAGAUAUACAAGAUACCUAUGGAUCCAUUAAAGCGCACUGGACGACCAUUUGGUGGUUUAAUUAACGACGUACGACGAAGAUACCAACAUUACGCCAGUGAUUUUAAAGACGGCAUUAAUCUGCAGUGCAUGAUGGCGUUGAUAUUUAUUUUCUUUGCCUGUCUCUGUCCGUGUAUAGCCUUCGGUGGUUUAUAUGGUGAGAAGACAUAUGGGAAGAUAGGUGUUGUAGAAACUAUUAUAGCAACUUCGGUAACUAACGUGAUAUUUGGACUGUUCUCUGGUCAACCUCUGAUAUUAUAUGGUGCAACAGGACCCGUUUUAGUCUUCGAAAAACAUCUUUAUAGUUUUUGUAAAGAUUAUCAUAUAGAUUUUCUAACAUGGCGUGUAUGGAUUGGAUUUUGGGUAUUUGUAAUAACGUUGCUGGUGUUGGCAGCCGAGGGUAGCUUUAUUGUACGAUAUAUUACACGUUUUACAGAGGAAGUCUUUGCCAUUUUGAUCUCACUUAUUUUCAUAAAUGAAGUUAUACAGAAACUUAUAGAGAUAUACGAGGAGCACCCACUCAGGGGAAAAGCAUAUUACUGUGAUAAUGGAGAUAACAAAACUUCGGAUUUAGAAAAUGUGACAAAAGUUGUACAAAAUUUGAGUGUGACUACAGUUGUUCCACUGAUACAAAUAUUAAGUAACGGUUCAAAAAGUAUUUUAUCAACCAGUAUGUAUAGCACGAAAACUGCAUAUGCGGAGGAAAAGAACCACUACGAACAUGGGAAAACUCAUUAUAGUAAAAAUUUGAACGAGCCAAACACGGCCCUAUUAUCAACGAUUCUUAUCUUCGGGACAUUCCUGAUCGCCUAUUUUCUCAGGAUUUUUAGAAAUAGCCGAUUUCUUGGAAGAAGUGCACGUAGAGCACUUGGAGAUUUUGGUAUAUUUACAGCAAUAGUAUUGAUGGUUCUGUUUGAUUUUAUAUGUGCUGAUACUUAUACACAGAAACUGUAUAUUCCUCAAAUAUUCAAACAUUCAGAUGCAACUUUAAGUAAUUGGCUGGUAAACCCAUUGGGUGAUAAAGAGCCAAUACAAGUCUGGCUGAUAUUUGUGGCAGCUAUCCCAGCAUUCCUUAUUUUCCUGUUACUAUUUUUAGAACUUCAGCUCACACAGAUGUUGCUUCACAAGAAUGAGUUUAAACUAAAGAAAGGUUCUGGAUUCCAUUUAGACCAGUUUAUACUGGGCAUAGUGAUAUUCUUUUGUGCAUUGUUUGGGUUACCAUGGAUGUGCCCGGCAACGGUCCGGUCAGUUGCUCACGUUUCUGCUUUAGCUGUUAUGAGCAGAACCCAUGCGCCUGGUGAAAAACCAAAGCUUCUAGGGGUCAAAGAUCAACGUGUCACAAAUAUUGUCAUGAAUCUUCUAAUAGGUUCAACGAUUGCGUGGGGUGCAGUGUUACGUGCAGUACCUAUGGCAGUAUUAUUUGGGGUGUUCCUAUAUUUAGGUGUCUCAGCAAUUAGUGGUGUUCAACUUUUUAAGAGAUUAAAACUCUUGUUCAUGCCUGUUAAACAUCAUCCAGGCAAAAGUUAUGUGAGAAGGGUACGAACUUUAAAGAUGCAUGCCUUCACUGUUAUACAGAUAUUUUUAGUAGUUUUACUAUGGAUUGUAAAGUCUACGUUAUUAGCUAUCGCCUUCCCACUGUUUGUAAUAAUGAUGGUGCCACUUCGUCUAAAAAUCUUGCCUAAAUUCUUCACUCACCAAGAAUUGGAAGUGUUGGACAAGGAGGAGGAAGAUUCUGAAGAUGAAGAAGAUGAUGAUCCUGAUUUCUACCAACUUGCUCACAUGCCCAUAUAAGGAAAUACCAACUGGAUUAUAUGGCCAUAUAAGGAAAUUUCAGCUAAAGUUUAUGACCAUAUAAGGAAAUACCAAGUGGAUUUUAUGCCCAUAUAAGGAAAUUUCAACUUAAGUUUAUGACCAUUUAAGGAAAAACCAAGUGGAUUUUAUGCAUGCCCAUAUAAGGAAAUACCAAUUGAAUUUUAUGCCCAUAUAAGGAAAUACCAGGAGGAUUUCAAGCCCAUAUUAUGAAAUUUAUUUUGUAUGAAAUGUGGUAUGCAGGUGCUCUUUGUGCCCAUAUUAAUGAGAUACCAACUGUAUUAUCUUUUAUGAUAAUGGAAAUACCAACCAUAUAAGGAAAUACUAACUGGAUUAUGUGCCAGAAUGUUGAAAUAUCAACUUUGCUCAUUUGCUGAUAAAAGGAAUUACCUAGUGUGAUAAUUCAUAUAGAAGGGAGAUGUCUUCAUAUGCAGUUUGAUGAAAAAUAACUCAUGUAAUCAUUGGAAUUUAUACCAACUUCACUUUGAGAUGACAGUUGUUUUAUAUGCAUAGAAAAAGAAAUUUCAACUGGAUUAUAUGUCUGUGUAAGGAAAAAGGAAUUAGAUUUUGAAUUAUCGGCUGGAUCAUAUAAUACAUUCAUAUAAGAAAAAAACAGUUUGAUUAUAUGCCUAUGAAAGGAAAUACCAACAGGAUUAUAUGCCUGUUUAAGGAACUACCAACUGGCUUAUAUGCCUGUUAAUGGAACUACCAACUGGAUUAUAUGCCUGUUAAAGAAAAUACCAAAAGGAUUAUAUGCCUGUUUAAGGAACUACCAACUGGCUUAUAUGCCUGUUAAAGGAACUACCAACUGGAUUAUAUGCCUGUUAAAGGAACUACCAACUGGAUUAUAUGCCUGUUUAAGGAACUACCAACUGGCUUAUAUGCCUGUUUAAGGAACUACCAACUGGAUUAUAUGCCUGUUAAAGGAACUACCAACUGGAUUAUAUGCCUAUGGAAGGAAAUAUGAACUGGGUUAUAUGCCUGUUUAAGGAAAUAUGAACUGGAUUGUAUACCUUGUGUAGAAAAUACCAACUAGAUUAUAUACCUGUUGGAGGAAGUACCAACUGUGUUAUAUGCCUGUGUAUGGACUGUAUGCCCAAAUAUUGCUGUGUAUUUAUAUGGCUCCGUCUGGAAAUACCAUAUAAUAUAGUUUGUGUUUUAUAUUAUAUUGAGUUAUAUGUUUUAAUAUUCCUUCACUUACUAAGGUAUAUGUGUGUGUAAAAACCAACUUCCAGGGGGAAUUUCUACAAACAAGGUGGUAAUCACAAAAUAGGAGAAGAAAAAGUAUAUUUUAUUGGAUAUAGUGAUACAGUUAUGAAAUAUGUUAAUUUUUCCUAUGCAAGAACAUAUUAACCAAUUGCACCCAUUUUAAGGAAAUAUUGCAUAGUUUAUAUACAACUGUAAAGGUAUUGGAAAAAAAAGGAAAGAACCCUGAAAUUAUAUUGUGUGUGUGUAUGAGUGAGGAAUUUAUUCAAGAAAAAUAAAAGAUAUUUUACAGAACUUGGAUAAUAUUGGAAAACAGUUACAGAACUUGGAUAAUAUUGGAAAACAGGUUUAUUUUUUCAUUGACAAAUUUUUAUCGGUUAGUUUUAUUGGCUGGUCCAUAACCAGUCAAUUUUUAUUGUCAGUCAAUUUUUAUUGGCUGUUGCGUAACCAGUCUGCUGAUAUCAGCAACCAUUAAAUAUCGUUCUUUUGCAGGAAUUAUUCAGGGUAGAAAAUAGAAAUAUCAUAGUUUUAAGUUCAAUAAUAGAUUAAACCAGUGAAAAUAGUUUAAAAUUAGGAUUUGUUUGUCUUGUUGUUUGUUUUUUUUAAUGGUAGAAAAGGUGAAUAUAUUGUAAUCCAUUUAACAAGUGCCAAUUUUAUGCGGGGUAAUGUGAGAAAGAAAUGUGCUGUUGAAGACAUUCUUGAAAGACAUGUUGGUUUGCUUAUUAAACAUUUUGUAAAAUUACAAAUGAAAAAGAUACAAAAAAGGAGAUUGUUAUAUUUGUAUGAGAAGUGUAAAAAUAAAUUAUAUUUUAAAUGUUAAAAUACAGCAAACCAACAUUUUUUUAAAGGACUGUCUUGAAACUUAAGAUUUACAUCCAGAAUUGUGCCAAGGCAUUGAUGUCUCUUUUUACAAAUGUUGCUCUGGUAACCAACUGUUUCAACAUGUUUAUUAUGCUAGUUUGUUAAUUUUUUGGUGCAACUUGACCUUUGACCUAUUUAAGAUGUAUUUGACCUUUGACCUAUCUUAGAUGUAUAUAUAUUAAUUUAUUUACACUGCUGCUGUCCUGCAACAGAUAAAUAAAAUGUAAAAUAAAGUUUUAUUAUUUACACAAUUGAAAUUUACAUAUAAAUCGGCUUUACACAAAGUGAUAGCAUGUUUAUGCAUUGCAUAAUUUUUGUCAUUGCAUAUUUGUAAAUAAUUACACAUUAUGCUUUUUUAUGUAGAAAUAUCCAAAUACAAAUGUAUACAGAACAUUCCCGAAAAGAAGAAAAAAAAUGACACUAUUUAUAGAAAACUUGACUGGUUUGCAAUUUGUACAAAACUGGAUGGAGAACAAUUUCAAUUUUUUAGACAUAUUUCAUGAUAAUUUGCAAACCAGUCUCAUUUUUUUUUUUUUAUUGACUGGAACUAUAAUAUUAGUCUUAAUUAAAUUAAGGCUUGGCUGAUUAAAUAGAUGGAAGCCCUCAUCCCAACCUUAAAAACAUUUUAUGGUGAACUUACCAGUUUAGUUACUGUUAUUUUUUUCCAAUAAUGAAUGUUUAAAAAAAACAAAGUUUGAGUGAUUAAAAAUGCAUUUAAGAUGGACAAUUUAUCAGUUAUUACUUUUUGUUUAGAAAAUGAGAUCUGAUUUACAAGUGCUGGUUUACUUGAAUGAAGGUUCUUUAUUGUGACAUAACUUAUUUAUUAUGAGACAUUAUUAGAAAAAAUAACACUUAUACUAAAUCAUAGAUUGUUUUAAAAGAAUAAUUUUGUGUAACGUAAAUAUUACUCUAUUACUUUCUUGAACCUUCAAAUUACUUGUUGCCAAGAUAAUGGUAUUGUUUUAAACUGUGCAUUGUUGUUGUUUUUAACAAUCUUAGUGUUCGGUGUUGAUAUAUAAAUAAGCUAUUUGAUAUUGAAAUAAUCUGUGAAUAAAAGCGUUAUAUUUGCUCAAUAUAAAUAGCUCUCUGCAUAUUUUUAAAAUUCAAAUAUUUUUUUGUCUUAGUGUGUUGAUAGCAAUUGAAGGAGAUAUUUUUAUAGACUAGCCCAUAAUGCAUUUGAUCAGUGUUGAAGAGUGUUGAAAAUGAUAAAUUAUGAUUAAUAAUGCUUUUAUAAUAAUUCUGAUUAUUCCAUUGAACUUUUGGUCAGAAAAUAUGAAAAUGCCUUGUAGGAGGGUAAGCCAAAGAAAUGUCUAUCAUAUGAGAAGGUAUACAGGUUAUAAGUGGGUGUAUGCUUUAAAGUGAGAAUUUGUUUUUAAACAUAUGCAACUUACAUAUAAAUAUGUCUUUAUAAACAUGAAUCCUGCCAGGGACUUUGGAUUCUUUUAUGUAAGGAAGCUAUCCAGCUAGCUUACGGAACGUCGAUGGUUCUACACAAGUGCCUGCUGGUGCUUAAACUAAUGCACGGAAGGGCACUUGAGGUCUUCCUGCACCAGUAGAGCUGGAACAUUGCCAUCAUGACCUAUACAGUGUUGGUGUGCCAUAAAACCCAACGCAAAAUAAAUGUCUUUAAAGUGUGUUUCUCUUAUAAGCGAGUAAGUCUUUAUAAGUAGUUGUGAGAUAUGAGUAAGAUUUAUAAAGGAGUUGAUCAUGCAAACAAUCAAAAUGAAAAUUUGAGGACAGAAAUGUUUUUAUUUUACACUUAGCUAGCUGGCAGCAACAUAUUAUAUCCAUGCAAUCAGUGCAGACCAAUAUUAGCUGGUAAAUAUGUGCCAUUGAUUCAUGGUCUGCACUGUUUGCUUUUUAGUCCAGUACAUAUUUUGAAAAAUUUCCCUUAACAAAAUAUGAAUGGUUUAGUCCAGAUUGAAAGAUGGGCAAGUUCAUUUAAGAUAUUUAGGGUUACAGAGGUUAAUUUUCUCAUAAAAAAUUGACAUUAUAUAAUAAUUAUAAUAAUAUCUACAUUUUUAGCGAUAUAUACAAAUCAAAUGCAUUAUGGGCCUUUAAUAUAAUUAUGUAAAAAAAAAAAUUGUAUGUUUUAUUUCUAUGAAAUAUGGUAUGUCUCCAAAGAUGUGGCACUGUUUAGCUUUAUCUCAGAAAUCUACAUAUUUUAUGUCUCUGUGCAUUUAGUAUGAGUUUUUAUUUAAUGUUAUACAUGUAUUUAGGGAAAAUUAUUGCUAAGGGCGAACUGUUUUGUUUUUUCUUGGGGUUUAUUUAUUGACAUCCCCUGAUUAAUUUGUGUAAAACAAAAAUUUGUGUAAAAACUAAAAUUUGUGUAAAACUGAAAUUUGUGUAAAACAAAAAUUUGUGUUAAUAUUUUAAUUAUUUAUAUUCUUUGAAAAAAAAUCCAUAGAUUUAUUUGUGUAGUUAUCUAUAGUGAAUCCUUUACUGAAUGAUGCUGAUAAUUAUUUGAUGUUAAGUUUAAAGGGAGAUAACUUAUUCAUUGAAAAAAUACAACUUGUUAAUCCAGAAUUUUUACAUUUAUUUUUAAAGAGAAUUGUGAUCAAGGAAUGUUUAUUGUUAUUCAAACAACAUAUCUUUAAUAAUCCAGAAAUAGUCCAUGUUAUUAUGUUAAUUGUUCUUAUUUUUUUAGUUAAUUUUUAAAGUGGAUUGGUCUGUAACAGAGGGCCUGUAAAUACAAUAAAUAACUACAUUGAUAAAGUUAUUUGGUGGGAUAUAUAGCUUUAGCUAUGACUAAGAAAUGAACUUUUUAGGUGCAAUAAUUUUUGGUGUAAUUUUUAAAUUGGCUGUCUACACAGCACAGUAUCGACUUUCCUUUAAAAUAAAUAUUGCAGUGUGUAAAAGAUAAUAUUUGGGUUAGUAAAGAUGUUGUUUUGGGGUAAGUAAAUAUAAAAAUGGGGUAAUAAAAGGUGAUUUAUAGUUAUUGAAAGUGUUAUUUCUGGAAAAGGGAAAUAAUAUUUAGGUAAAUCUUGAUUAUUAUUUGUCUUUUUGAUAAAAAGUAAGAAUGGUAUUUUUGUUAAGUUUCAGGUAAAAAUAUUGUAUUUUAUUUGGACCCCCUUGGGUCAAGGUCACUGUUACUAAAAAUAGAAAAAUGGUUUCUGGACAAUAUCUAGAGUUAGGAAUGAGAUAUUUUAAGGCAUACUUAAAUAUGUAUUGGCUAGAGUGUACUAUGAGUUUGUGAUAACGAAUAAUUUAGGUAAAAUAUUUAUGUAUUUUUUUAUUACUAAGGAAUAUAAAAGUAAUAAAUGUGUGUGUUCAAGAAACCAUACUCUAUUUAUUAUGUUUAUUAAUUCAGGGUUUUAAUUGUGCUAAAAUUUAAAUUUACUGGGUAAUAUUUGUAUAGACUAGUUUUCAAAAGGAUGAUAUUUUCCACAUUAGUUCCGUAUUGGAACACCUAUUGGUUAUACAUAUAAGAAUUGUUGGUUUUCUCUGUUUGGUAAAGGCAAUAGUUGUCUAGCUAUUGGGUAAAAAUAGAACAGAAAUUUUUAGUUUUAUUGUUGGGAAAAAAAAUGAAUUUUUUUGUCUUUCUAUUGGGUAAAAAAAAGAAAAAUGAUGGUCUCACUUAUCAUAUAAAUAGGAAAAUAACGGGUUUUCUAUUUGUAAAACCUAGGACUUCAUUUAGAAAUAGUAAAUUUUUGUCUUACUAUUGGGUAAACAUAGGAAAUUUUUGGUUUUAUGAUUGGUUAAAAUCAGUAAAUUUUUAUCUUACUUUUGGUAAAAAUAGUAAAAUUUGGUCUUACUUUUGGGUAAAAAUAGUAAAUUUUGAUAUUACUAUUGGGUAAAAAUUGUAAAUUUUGGUCUUACUUUUGGGUAAAAAUAGUAAAUUUUGGUCUUACUAUUGGGUAAGAAUAGUAAAUUUUGGUCUUACUAUUGGGUAAGAAUAGUAAAUUUUGGUCUUACUAUUGGGUAAGAAUAGUAAAUUUUGGUCUUACUAUUGGGUAAGAGUAGUAAAUUUUGGUCUUACUAUUGGGUAAGAGUAGUAAAUUUUGGUCUUACUAUUGGGUAAGAAUAGUAAAUUUUGGUCUUACUAUUGGGUAAGAGUAGUAAAUUUUGGUCUUACUAUUGGGUAGAAAUAGAAAUUUAUGAGAGUAUGAUACUGGGUAAAAGAAUAGAAGCAUAAUGAAUUUUAGGGUAAUGUUUGUAUUGAACUGGCAUAGUCAAAAAAAGGAUUCUUAAUCAGGGUGUACUAGUAUUAGGUGUAAAGUAAUUGCACUGAAUCAAAAGAAAUAAAAAUGUCUCCUGUAACUGUAAAUUGUAUACUUUACAAAUUAUUUAUUAUUUUGAAUUUAAAUUAUGGGAGUUAUGUUGAUGAACAUCACUGAAUUUGUAUUCUAUGAAGAAAAUAACAUAGAAAUAAUUUUUGUAUUUAUUAAAUUGACCAAACCAUUUUCAUUGUUAGGACAUGUAUAUAGUUUUAUUUAUUCACGGUCAUUUUAUAUUUAUGCUGCUAGUUUUGUGUAAUAAAAAAGUUGUUUUUAUGUUUACAACAAGUGUGCUACAUUAUAUUAUUCACUUUCAAGUUGCUUAAUUCUUAUCUAUUGUUUGUUCCAUGUUUGUCUUGUAUAAAAUUGGGAUUGUAACUUUUUGGACACAAAAAAAGGGAGUAGAAAUGAACCAUGAUUUUAGCAUAUAUGGUUGAAAUUGUUUUUAUAUAGAAAUCCUAAAUAGGAGUGUAAAAUUAUUUUGAGCAUCUCUGUUAUUGAUUAAGCCUUCCACUGCUGAAACUAAAAGUGACUAGCCUUAGUUGAAACAUAUUUAGUUUUGCUCGAGCGCGAAAUAAGUUCUUGCAACUUAUGUUAAUCACUUUUGAGUCAGUUUCCUGAAAUUAACCUGGAACUAACCAGAACUGGUGUCAUAAGAGGAAACAUUGUGGUGACCUAAGUAGAGCUCGAACCCAUGAUCCUUGGGUUGAGAGCGAGACACCUUAACUGCUAGGCCACCCAUCUUCUCCCUGACUAGCCAAUAAUGUGCCAUCAGUGUAGAACCAGGUCAGCAUGCACAUCCAUGUUGUCAGUCACUUGUGGAGAAAAAUGCUGGCUAGCCAUCCAGUAGUGAUGGUAAAUCGGAUCAUCCGCGAAGAUAUGUCUAAAAAAUGUGUUUAAAAUCUGCAUUAAAAAAACAUAACAAAGAGUGUAAAGGUCAUGUGUUUCUCAAGUUUCAGGCUGUCAAAUGACAUGCUCUCAAAAUAAAAAUUUAGAACAACUUUACUGUCCCUACAGACUUCUUAAAGUAUUUUUCGUAUUUCGUUUUGUGCCAAAAAGUUACAAUUCCACAAUCCAUUGUUUUUGUCACAUUUUUAUGUCAUCUUUUGAAAAAUAAUCCAGAGACUUUUGUUGACACAAAUAUUAUCCACUUAAUAAUCCAGAUGUUACCAAACUUUACAUCAUUUUGUUUUUUAUCUCAACUUUUCUCCAUAUUUUUUUAUUAUAUCAUUUUAUCCAUACCAAAACUGUGUUUUUGUUUUUUAGAAAAUGAAUAUUUUAUUUAAAAUGUUUUAUUAUUAAAAAGAAACCGAUGUUUGAACUGUGUUUCCUCGUUGUGUUUUCCUGCACUAUAUAUAAAUUCUAGACUCCUCUCCAGGAUAAAAUUAACUCAAAGUUGCAUUGAGGGGAAAGAAAGAAAAUUGCAGACAAGAAGUUGAUUACUCCCUUUUGAUACUUUCUUGUGCUUGAAAUACAAAAUAUUUUUCUCUUGAAAGUUUUGUAGUUAAUUUAUAUGUUGCACUAUCUGUGUGAGCAAUUUUUGUUUCUGUUUCAUUUAAAUGCGCAUUAAGUUUCAGAAAUCAAACAUAUAUUUUAAUAGUUUUUCUCCAUUAGAAUGUAAAAACAUGUGUUUCAUAAUGUUUGUAUAAUGGAUUUAGAAUGCAUUAUAGGCUUAUUACUGGAAUAAAAAAUCACUAAAUGUGAAAAAUUGCACAAAACAUAGCAAAACAUAAUUAAAGUUGUAUGUUAACUCUCAAACAAAAUACUAAUUAGCUAGAACUGUACCAUUUGCAACAAAGAAAAGAUGGUUCAGCUAUGCAGCAAAUCAGUACUGUGUCAGAAAUUAUAAAGGGGAACCAAAAAUAGAAAAGUUUUUGAGGUGAUUUUGAGACUUAAUGUGCCUUUAAACAUUAGUUUGUGUUUACACUAAACUUUAUCUAAAUGUAUUGAUUUAUGUUGCAUUGAUUUUGUCAUUUUUUGUCUUUUAACGACUUUGUGUGUAGAUAUUUCUCCUCUGAAAAUUGAAAAAGGACGCCAUGUCGCAAUUUUCAAAUAUUAUAUAUAUUAGGUAUAAACUGGAGUAUGUGCCAUUUAAUAUUAUAAAUGUUGCUCAAAUAUAAAUAUCCUAUUACAUUAUGUGUAAUUUUUUAAUUUCUUGUAACAUCCAUUGAUUUUGGAUUAGAAAAUGUAAAGUUUUUACUCAUUUUUGGUCUCUUUUUGUGUGUCCAGUCUUGAUUUUUAGCUCGGCUUUUUUGUACAAAAAUCUAAUUGUUAUACAUGGCCUCUUAUUGCUAGUCCCAAAUUAUAGAGGUUUAAAAGAUGAUAGUUUUUCGUCAUCGUAAAUUUCUUCCACAGUGGAGACGGGAAACAAACAUUUUUUUACCUGAAAUGCUGAAAAUGCUUUAAAAACAUUGUAUGAAUAUAGAUUAUAUGCUAUUUUUAGAUUUGAUGCUAUUUUUAUAUUUGAUUGCUAUUUUUAGAAUUGAAGAGGCUACUUAAAAGGAGUGGGUAAGCUGUUAAAUAGCUAUUGAUGAUAUUUUGUUUUCCAUCAAAUUAAUGACAUCAAAAUAACUGUUAAUUCUUAAUCUGCUGGUACCAAAAGAUUAUUAGCCUUGGGCCACCAUAAUAGAGCCAGGCCAGCCUGUGUAUCCUUGUAGUCUGACCAGUCUCCAUAUUGUUGGCUGACCAUUUGCAAAAAUUUUUAUCUUUAUAUGCCUUAAAUUGAUAAUGUGAGUUAUCAAAAUGGGAGCUUGACAAGUGCAUUCAAGAAUUAUGGCAGGUUAUGAGUUAAUAUAUUGACAUGCUAGUAACAAUAAAAACAUGUGUAUACCAUCAAUGUUAAGUUCAGUCAAAAUUCCCAGGAACUUCUCGCUGUUCUUAAUCAUAAAGUCAUGAAAAGCUUGCAUUAUUUUAGGGCUAUUAUUUUUCGAGGAUAAAAAUAUUGGCCAUUCUUUUUGCUUAGCCAGUAUGAGUACUGUUCUUUUUUGGUUUUUUGAUUCUUAAAUUUCUUAAAAUCACAGCAAAAAUCGAAAGUUUAAGUAGGUGGCAAAUUUAGCGGAAUGAAGGUUAAUUUGUUGGUUUUUUUUGCCACACUGAUGUCAGAAAUCACGUUGAGGUUCUAUAGUAUGAUAAUUGUACAUGUUCAGUUGACAAGUCUCAAUUUUUUCAAUGAUUAUAUAUGUUUCUCAUUGAUUUGGGCUUAUCAGUAAAAUGCUUUUUUUUCUUUAUUCUGAUAUUAUUUGUAAGUACUUUGGACUAGUGUAAGACAUUAAUAGAUUUGUGACAAUACAUAUGUAUAUUUACAUGUCAUAUCAAAUUCCUAGGUGUUUUUUAAAUCUUAAUUAUAUAAUUGUGUAUGUUGUCUUUUUUUCCUUUUACUUAGAUUAUUAUGUUACUUUUUUUCUCUAUUUUUACUUGCAGGAAAUACGGUUUGUUGUCACAUAGGCUUGUUAUAACAUAGGGCAUAAAAAUUGUAUAUUGAUUUAAGUUGUUUUAAACAUUAUAAGGAGCUUUUUUAUAUAUACAUGUAAAUGAAUAAAAAAUCUUAAGUUUUUUUUUCAGUUUUCGAGAUACAGAUCUAUUUUUAGAAAGUCAAUUAAUCUUUAUCCUGCUCAUGUUUACAUAAGGCCCCUUAUUGUAUAAAACAGGAUAAUGUUUGCAUAAGGUCCCAUAUUGUAUAAUAUAGGAUAAUGUUAGCAUAAGGUCCCAUAUUGUAUAAUACAGGAUAAUGUUAGCAUAAAAGUCCCUCAUUGUAUAAUACAGGAUAAUGUUAGCAUAAGGUCCUUUAUUGUAUAAUAUAGGAUAAUGUUAGCAUAAGGUCCCAUAUUGUAUAAUAUAGGAUAAUGUGAGCAUAAGAUCCCUUAUUGUAUAAUACAGGAUAAUGUUAGCAUAAGGUCCCAUAUUGUAUAAUAUCGGAUAAUGUGAGCAUAAAAGUCCCUCAUUGUAUAAUAUAGGAUAAUGUUAGCAUAAAAGUCCCUCAUUGUAUAAUAUAGGAUAAUGUUAGCAUAAGGUCCCAUAUUGUAUAAUAUAGGAUAAUGUUAGCAUAAAAGUCCCUCAUUGUAUAAUAUAGGAUAAUGUUAGCAUAAAAGUCCCUCAUUGUAUAAUAAUAUUGGGAAAAAAGUUUAGUCACUCAAUGAUUAAUGUAACAGAAAUUGUUUACACAAGAUAACAAGAUAGGCAAAUAUAAACAUCUUAUGUAAUAUUUACUUGAUCAUCAUCAUGUUAAGAUGUGUUGUAAUGUAACAUGCAAAUAAUUCACGUUUUUGUCCAAGGAAUGUUACUGAAAUAAGCAAAAAGUCUUUAUGAUAUCUGCAAUAUUUUGGUGAAACAAUGUUUGAAUUUUACCUUGUACUUUUAAUAACAUUAAGUGUAAUAACAUGAACAUAGCAUAUUCACAUGUGUAAUAACAUGUAUUCACAUGUGUAAUAACAAAAAAAAUUAAAGUCACAUGUGUAAUAACAUAAUUUCAGAAUGUCACAUGUGUAAUAACAUAAUUUCAGAAUGUCACAUGUGUAAUAACAUAAUUUCAGAAUGUCACAUGUGUAAUAACAUAAUUUUAGAAUAUAUACACAUGUGUAAUAACAUAAUUUUAGAAUAUAUACACAUGUGUAAUAACAUAAUUUUAGAAUGUAUUUACAUGUGUAAUAACAUAAUUUUAGAAUGUAUUUACAUGUGUAAUAACAUAAUUUUAAAAUAUUUUCACAUGUGUAAUAACAUAAUUGUAUAAUGUUACUGCUUCUUAUACCAUGGUUAUUUAAAUGUUUUCCAUCCUAAUAACUUAAAUAUACAUGUAACCUGUUAUUACAUAUUAACAUAAUGUUUACAUGUAUAUAAAUGAUAUAGCCAUAUGUUAAAACAUAAAAUAACAUGAUCUUUUUUAAACGUGUUAGCUAUUUGUAAUAACAUAAUUAUAAGUUAUUAUAUAACCUUUACUUUGCUGGAACCAAAAAUGAUUUGCCUUAAGUUUAAACAUAUAUAUUUAAGCUCGAUUGCAAAACAGGUACUUGCAACUUACAUUAAUCACUUGCGAGUAAUCACAUGCGAGUCCGCUUCCUGGAACCAACCUGUACCAGUAUUAUAUGAAGAAACAUGGUCGUAACCCAGGUAGGGCUCAAACCCAUGAUCCCUAUGUUGAGAGCCAGACUUGAUUUGCCUUUGCCACCAGUAAAUAACCAAACGCAAUACUGUAGACUGGCUACCUUUAAAUUUUCUUCUUGAUAUCGCCAAAAUUGAUAAUGGACAUAGUCCAACAAUUUAGAAAAAAUGGAAGUUGGACAAGUUUAGUUAAGAUAAAUAACAGGUUAAAAGUUGCACAUGUAAAAACCCAAACAAAAAGACAUCAUGUUUUGUUGCAUAGUUCAUGUUAUUUUCACUUUUCAGAACACAAUAACAUUAUUUGUAACAUGUUGGCUUUUUGUAAUAACAUGAUUAUUAUAAUAUAUUUACGCAUGUAAUUCCAAUAUAAUAAACUUGUGUUUACAUGUGUAAUAACAUAAAUAUGACAUGUUUACCACAUGCAAUAACAUGCUUUAAGUGUGUAAUAACAUAUUUAUAACAUGUUCACACAUGUAAUAACAUAAUAUAUUGCAUAUUUACAAUGCAAUAACACCCAUAUUGUACAUUUAUUUUUCUGUCUGCUGUGAUACAACAAUGGUAAUCCGUUAUUUUAUGAUGCAUUGUUACUCCGAUAAUAAAAACUGUACAAAGUU